AUGCAUGGACAGGGACGAACUACGAAAAAAAGUGAGCGAGGAGGAACUGAGAGUGGCACAAAAGAGAAGUCGGGAGAAUGGGUGUUGAUCGAUGAAACGAACAAAACCGAGUUACUAGCCUCUGGGGGGCUGGAUGCACCGCUGGCAUCUACAAGUGAAGCUACCGAGAGCAUGCUGCCAUUCGCUGAUGCAGACCUUUUGACGGAUGAAGGAUCGAAGUCAGACGACGGGGAGGACAGGGACUUGGACUGCCUGUCUUCCUCAGCUGUAGCCUCGGAGGGUCCAUUAACGACAGAACGCAUCUUCUCAUCAUUCUUCAAUGUUGUUUCUACGGCCCUCCUUGCAUUGCAGCCUGAUCUUGCUCACACACGCAACUUAUCACGCACCUGGAGUGCGGCAAAUUCAUCACGCCCAGUACCUGGUGAAGAAAUCCCGCGCAAACCAGAUCUUACCCUACUAGACAAUGUUGAAGCUAGGUGGGAUACGAUCAAAGCGGUAUGCGAGUUGACAUCCAGCGCAUACAAACCUUCGAGCACCCUUGCGAAGACUCUUGAUACCAAAGCAUACCUUCUUCUAAAGCACCAACCCUGGAGACGGUUUGCGCUGCUGAUAUCCUUGUGCAAUGGGUAUCGCGAUCUUCGUGUCCACCUGUACGACCAUUCCGGAGGUGUCGUAAGCCCUUGCACUAACAUCGAUCAAGAACCAGACAGAUACUUGUAUAUCUUGUCAUGCGUUGUAUUUGGUAAUCUUGAGUGCAUCGGAUACGACACCACAAUCAGCAUAUUCGCGCAUACACUUCCGCAGACUCUCAAAACACAUUCUACUUGCCUCCUGCAGAACGAAGGUUCAUCCCAGGACGUCGCACCAACUCACUCCCCGGGCCAGAUCGAGAGCACAUCCCCCCCCCAGUUCGAGAGUACAUCUUCACUUGCUAGUACCACUCCUCAGAUUGACUUGGAGACAGAACCUACCGAGGAUAACGCCGAUGAAGAUGACGGUAGCUUCCCAGUGGAACUCCCAAUAGAGAUCCCUCAGGAUCCUCUUCUCGAACCUCUGCCGGAGCCAAUCGGGAAGAUACGGGUCAACGACCAUUUUUAUGACAUUUUGGAUAUUAUUUUUUCGAGGCAGGGUCUUGUGGGCCGCGGUACUGUUUGCUAUCAUGUGAGGAAGAAUGAUGAGGAGUUUAUAAUCAAGGACUACUGGGCCAUUGGAGGAAAUAAAGAAGCCUUGAAUGAAAUCAAGAUGAUGGAGAAGAUGAAAGGCGUCUGUGGUGUCCCCCAGCUGGUUGAAUAUUGGCUCGUUGAGGUCACCCCUGGCAAGUACGAGUUGCUGGCCUCGGUACGGGAUAUCGUGCAAAUUCAGAAGGAAGCAGUUGAACAACGCAAUGUUCUUCACCGCGAUUGUAGUCUCUUCAAUGCCAUGAUCGAGGACGAUGGUAACGGCACCCACGGAAUGCUGAUAGAUUGGGAGUUUGCCGUGAAGAUCUUGAAGAAUCAGAGUUACACUGUUGGGGGCACCGGCACAUUACCCUUCAUGUCCCGAGCACUUCUCCUGCAGCUCCACCUCAAGACUCCAACUGAUGUGCUCGAGCUUAAGGGGGCCUCAAGUUCGAGACCAUACCCACCCCCCCUAAUCAAGCACUGCUACCAAGACGACCUCGAGUCCAUGUUCUAUGUCUUCAUAUGGAUUCUCAUCGAGUUCAGGGGUCCCCUUGGCAUGAAGCGUAUUCUCGACAAGAGCCACAAUUGGAUACCGCACGAGUGGUCUGCCUCGAAGUUCAAGACGUGCUGCGAUAGUAAAACAUCAUUUUUUUGGCACGAUGAGCACUACGUCAAGGAGCUUACUGAACAAAUCCAUCCAUACUUCAAAAGCCUCAUUCCUGUUGUGUUGGAUUGGUAUGAGCUCAUGAAAAACCCGAAAAACGUGCAUUUCGACGACGUGCUUACGGUGUUGAAUAAACAUCUUGCGGACCUUCCGAUGGAUGAGCCCUCACCCGAACUCCUGGUUUCAAGGUGGUUGCUCAGGGCACUCAAGGAACAGGAUGAGAAAGAUGAGAAGGAGGGCCCAAGUGUUGAGGAAAAGAUGUCGCAGUCGGUUGCUGGGACUCUGCCGGGCAACAAGAACAAGCGAGUCAUAGAUUAUCGAUGGACGAUGGAAGCUAUGCCCAAGCCGAAGAGGUCCAAGACUCGGAGAUAG
Molecule: messenger RNA, 2196 nt
Organism: Suillus subalutaceus
Lineage: Eukaryota; Fungi; Basidiomycota; Agaricomycetes; Boletales; Suillaceae
Exons: 4
Coding region: 1-2196 (731 amino acids)
Source: RefSeq, a predicted model, not a curated record